CUCCUGCACAUGACACAGGGAAACCAAAGGUGUUUCUGCCCUCAUUUUAAGUAAGGGGAGAAGAGUGCUUCAGUUCAAAAGAGGAAGACACACCCAUAACUCAAGUUACUACAAAACCCGCUGCAGCUUUUGUCUCACUUCUGCAGCAAAAUGGACAAGAUUAAAACCAUCCUCAACUUCGCCAGCGAGCAGACCAGCCUCGGCUUGGGCCUGAUCUCGUUACUCACUGCAGGGAGUGAACAGAUUUUCUCAAAAGCGGUUUUCCAAUGCCCCUGCAACCAACUCAACUUCUUCUAUGGCUUUGUGUUUUUGCUUGUUCCUGCUUUGGCAUUGAUGACUCUUGGUUUUAUUUUUUCCAAGAAAACAUGGAAAUUGGUGACAGGUUUGUGUCACAGAAAGGAGGAAGGAGCCACUACAAACAGGCAGCAAAAAAACAAGAAAGCGUGUUGCAGCUGCCAUAAAGUGAAGUCUCUUGCAAAUGUGAUCUUUCAGAUUUCGACGUUUGUUUUCCUGGCUCCGAGCACCUGGAUUGCAGUGGCUCUUCUGAAUGGGGUUUACAUCGAGUGCGCCAUGACAGGGACCAGCAUGACACUGUUUAACGCUCAUUUGUGCAAAAGGACUGAGAUGGAGGCAGACUGCUUAAAGGAGCUACACACAUUCCCCUGUGGAGUAGUUGGAAAUGUGACUCAAGACAAGAGAGACGAGGUGCUCCUCGAGAUCAAAGCAGAGUCACAGGUUGCGGGUUGGCUGCUGAUUGCGACCAUGAUCCUUUUCUACUUGGCCCUCAUCUGUGUGGCUCGGUGCUGUUCUCCGGUCAGUUACCUCCAGAUGAAAUUCUGGAGGCGCUACAUCCAGGAGGAGGACACUGUCUUCGACUCGUACUCGGCAGGACACGCCAAGGAACUGGCCGAGUACAAUGUCUUUCGCUUCUUCAACCACACCAUUGGAAGACCAGGCUCUUUUUACACACCUUUAAACGAGGACUGGCAGGAGAUCUCCUCCCUCUACAUCCCCCGCGACAAAACAGGGGGGCAGUAUUACAGCGCACUGCACGGUUUCAAGAGGCCUGAGAAGAAGAGGAGCAUAGACCCGGACAACCUACCAUUGCUACAGCCAAGAGAUGAUUAUGAGCUUGAGGAGAGGAUCAUAGACACCUACGACAUGACCCCGCUCUCAGUGGGAGUGAUGUCAAGAUGUGCACAGCGAAACGAUGAUGACGCGCCCAAGCCUGAGGAGAGCAGCCACUACCUGCCCCCAAUGUCAGUGGGACUGAUGUCAAACAUGUGCAGAGCAAAAAGAUGACGCGAAAGACAGACUGCGUGGUUUCAAGAGGCCUGAGAGGAUCAUAGAGCCCUACGACAUGCACCCGCUCUCACCGGGACUGAUGUCACCAUGUCCACCUCCAAGAGAUGAUGAUGACGAGCCCUGAAUGGAAACCGUCAUAUACCAAUGUUUUUUUGAUUGUUUCUAUCAUAGUCCAGUUUUAGUCCGGGUUUAAUUCUGGUUCAGUCCAUGGUCCCUCACCCUAGUGUUUUUUGUUUUGUUUUCAGUGUUAUUCUGUAAAGUUCACAACUGAAGUUUAUUUGUACAGCACAUUUUAUAAACAAAACAGUACUGCACAUAACAAAAAUGAAAAAAAAUAAAAAGAAUCCCUAAAAAGUAAGCAACGUCUUGAGUGACAAGGAACAGUGUGAUGGUUCCAGCACACAUUGAGUUUAUUCUGUUUUAGGUUACGUUUACACAUAGUUGGGGAUUUUGAGAAACGAAUAUUUCCCUCCCUCCGUUUUCCAAAAUACAUCGUGCACACAGCAUUGUUUUCAAAAAAGUUUUCAUUUACACCGACCCGCAUAAAUACACCAUCGAGCGCCGUCAUAACUACACCGAGCCUCUGGGCGCAGCUGGAUUAGACUCAAACCUGUAGCUUUUAUUUCAUUACAGUUGUACGUAUAACUCACAAAUACCUUGAAAAAUGUGCAUUGGUGAGCGGCUCGCCUCUCCAGAGAUCUGUUAAAGAAGUGGUAGUAACACUGACCUCCGAGCCCUUGUUCAUCUUUCUCAUGGAUCUGAUCCAUUAGCUGUGUGCAAAUGCAAACACAUGAAAAGUCUUUCAGCAGAAGAAAUGGAUGAGCUGAAGCGGGGGUGGUGUCCGGUGCCUCCACCUGAGAUGUGCUUUCCCCGGGAAAAACUAAACAAAACAAAAAGAACACGUGCGCAGACGGACACUCAGAACAACAUAUAACGAACCAAACGGGAUUCACACUUCUGUCCGGAUGCUGCACCACCUCGGAACCAACCGCGGUCGAGUGCGGAGGACCAGAGCAGCCCAGUGCGCAGAUGACGGCACUGAAGCACUCGGACCCAGUUCUUUGCUCGCUGGUCUUGUUCGCCCCCGUCUGGAACCAGGACAUGGAGGACGAAGACUCCGGACCGAUCUGACCAACACUGGACCCCGCGCUGACUGCUCCCGUGUGUUUGGCUGCUGCCCGAGCUCAGAGCUUCUGCUCCGGGCUGAUGUGCGGUGAGUUUGUACAAAGUUCUACAUGCUGCUGAUUUAUGAGUGCUCCUAUGCUCCUAAAACUCCGUUUAUCUCACUUUACACGCAAAUGUGAAAAUGGAGU
Boleophthalmus pectinirostris (great blue-spotted mudskipper) is the source of this 2618-nucleotide messenger RNA. Its product is annotated as calcium homeostasis modulator protein 6-like. The record is from RefSeq and is a predicted model, not a curated record. Bases 151 to 1302 code for a protein of 383 amino acids. Lineage: Eukaryota; Metazoa; Chordata; Actinopteri; Gobiiformes; Gobiidae. Gene Ontology annotation, molecular function: monoatomic cation channel activity. The transcript has 6 exons.